GCUUUCUCCAUACCACCUCAUAUAUAAAUUGAUCGCGCCUCUCAUCCGCCCCCGCCCACCAACUCUUUCUCACCUCUCACGCUCCGUCUCAUCUACUGGUCCACCCAGCAGUACUCCCCUUAAACGCCGUGCCAAAUGACGGUGAUCAAUGCUCCGACUGCCUCCGGCCACGGCCAGACCGUCUGCGUCACCGGCGCCGGUGGCUUCAUCGCCUCCUGGCUGGUGAAGCUGCUCCUGGAGAAAGGCUACACCGUCAAAGGAACCGUCCGGAACCCAGAUGAUCCGAAGAAUGCGCAUUUAAAAGCUCUGGAAGGGGCGAAGGAGAGGCUCAUCCUAUGCAAGGCCGAUCUCCUCGAUUAUGAUUCCCUGCGGGCCGCCAUCGACGGGUGCCAGGGCGUCUUCCACACCGCCUCUCCGGUGACCGAUGAUCCGGAGGAAAUGGUAGAGCCGGCGGUGAGGGGGACCAAGUACGUCAUCAACGCAGCUGCCGAUGCCGGCACCGUCCGCCGCGUGGUGUUCACCUCCUCGAUCGGUGCCGUGACCAUGGACCCCAAGCGCGGCCCUGACGUGGUGGUCGACGAGUCAUGCUGGAGCGACCUCGAGUUCUGCAAGAACACCAAGAAUUGGUAUUGUUACGGGAAGGCGGUGGCGGAGCAGGCGGUGUGGGAGAUGGCGAAGGAGACGGGGGUGGAUGUGGUGGUGGUGAACCCGGUGCUGGUGAUGGGGCCGCUGCUGCAGGGGGCGGUGAACGCGAGCAUCAAGCACGUGAUGAAGUAUCUGGACGGCUCGGCGAAGACGUACACCAACGCGGUGCAGGCGUACGUGGACGUCCGGGACGUGGCGCUGGCGCACCUCCUGGUGUACGAGGCGCCCGGGGCCGCCGGCCGCUACCUCUGCGCGGAGGCGGUCCUCCACCGCGAGGACCUGGUCCGCAUCCUCGCCGACCUCUUCCCGGGAUAUCCGGUCCCCACCAGGUGCUCCGAUGAGGUAAAUCCUCGGAAGCAGCCAUACAGGUUCUCGAACCAGCGGCUCAAGGACCUCGGUCUCCAGUUCAUACCGGUGACUCAGAGCCUCUACGAAACAGUAAAGAGCCUCCAGGAGAAAGGACACCUCCCUAUCAUAUCUUGAUGCUGCUAUCACAAUCUUGCACCACCAUUGCUUGCUGCAGAGGACUGUAGACACAUGAACUACAGAAAGACCACCAACCUACCACACUACCAUAUGUAAAGAAUGGCACACCAACCUGCUACACUACAACAUGUAAAGAAUGGCACUCUCUUUAAAGGUUGCUGUUCAUUAUAUUCCGAUCAGAAAGUGCAAUAUUCAUCCAAAGCACCUGUUGGAGUGGACUGAAUUAAAAUGUAGUUUUUUUCCCCAAUUCAUAAACAUGCGAAUGCUCCAUAUUGUAAUUAUAUAUUAAUGUUUAAGACAGUUUUUA
Molecule: messenger RNA, 1438 nt
Organism: Elaeis guineensis (African oil palm)
Lineage: Eukaryota; Viridiplantae; Streptophyta; Magnoliopsida; Arecales; Arecaceae
Product: cinnamoyl-CoA reductase 1
Molecular function (GO): oxidoreductase activity, acting on the CH-OH group of donors, NAD or NADP as acceptor
Source: RefSeq, a predicted model, not a curated record